Molecule: messenger RNA, 1684 nt
Organism: Arabidopsis lyrata subsp. lyrata
Lineage: Eukaryota; Viridiplantae; Streptophyta; Magnoliopsida; Brassicales; Brassicaceae
Product: F-box/LRR-repeat protein At4g14103-like
Exons: 3
Coding region: 225-1421 (398 amino acids)
Molecular function (GO): protein binding
Source: RefSeq, a predicted model, not a curated record
ACUCCAAAGUGAAGUGUGCGUUUGCUUCUUCUUCAUUCACGACACUCGUAGACCAGAAGAAUUACAUGAGCGAGUCCUGAGAUCUACGUUUGCUUCUUCUUCUUCUUCUUCUAGAUCUGAUCGCGAAUUUGUGUUUGCUUCUUCUUCUUCUUCUAAAUCUGAUCGCGAAUCUGUGUCUGCUUCUGCUUCUAGUCCAAAAGGUCUUGCUUUUUUAGCCUAUAGUCAUGCCUCACACAAAGAGAAUUGCAUAUGGCGCAAAGAAUUUGAAUGAUCUACCGGAAGAUCUCCUUAGCCGGAUUUUGUCAUUUUUACCAAUCGAGGUGGCUGCAACAACGUCCACUAUCUCAAAACGAUGGCGCUAUUUGUUUUUAUUCGCACCAAAACUUAAAUUUACAUACCAUGAAGGUGAUAAUGGGUUGACUUUUGUAGAGUUUGUUGCUAGAAUGUUGGUUUCGCGGGGAAUGACUCCCAUAGAAAAGCUUUCUUUGCAUCUUGUUGAAGGCGUUGAUGGAGAUCGUGUCCAUGGGUUGAUACUCAAGGCUUUGGAACUCGGCUUGUCAGAUCUUGACCUACAAAUUUAUAAUCUGGAUAAUUGGUCUGGACCAUCUCCACAUGUCUUUGUGGCCAAGAAACUGUCUAGGCUAGCAAUAGGCACUGAUUGUAUCAUUAAUGUGGAACGUGGUUGUGUUGAUCUCCCAAAGCUGAAGACUCUUCAUCUUGAUGAUGUUCAGUUUACAGAUGGUAAUACUGGGUUGUCGAAGCUUCUCUCAGGUUGCCCGGUUCUUGAGGUGUUGUCUUUGGUGGACAUAAACUGGUAUGACUGGGAUGUUUGCUGUGUGUCUAGCACAAGGCUGAAGAAAAUGAGGAUUCACUGGGAAUCUUAUGAUGAUGACAAAGACCGUAAUGGAUGUCCCAAGAGUGUGAUAUUUAACACUCCAAAUCUUCAGUGCUUACACUAUUCUGAUGACAAUGCACGCCAGUAUCCAACAGCCAACUUUCAUAAGCUUGAUGGAGCCAAGAUUCAGCUUAUCCGCAGAAACGCAGAAGAAGAAGAAGAGAAUGUCGUUGGUCAUGCUACACAUUUUUGGAAGGGAAUCUGCAACGUUGACACCCUUUCCAUAACGUCAGACACUCUUAAGGUGCUUACAUUCUGCUGUGAUCCUAUACCGGUGUUCAAGAACCUGACUCAACUAUCAAUUAAGACUGGCCCGGAACUAGGAUGGGAAUCGUUGCCAGGUCUGCUCAACAAGUCUCCACAGCUAGAAACCCUCUUCCUCAAGGUGAUAAAAACCUCCUUGAAUCAUCGUGUACCUCCGCAGAAGGUGGAGAAGAGAUUUGAAUGUGAAGGAGCUGAUGAAGAUAGAAAGACAUUAAUGGAGCAGGUGAAACAUUUCUUGAAGGAAAUGAAACCUGAAGAAUAGAUACAAGACGGCAAUCUGCUCUUCUUGAAAAAGUUACUCGCCCAAGUACUCAUUGAUCAGCCUUGGUUUUCAAAGUUUGGGAUCUAUAGUUUUAAUGUCAAUCUUUUGGUUUCCGAAACCAAAACUAAGUAGAUUUUGUUAUAAGCUACAACUGAAACCCCUUUUUCUAAGUUUUCUAAAGUUUGAGGAAGUUUGAAGAACCAGUGAACUAUGAGAGAUAAUGCAAUCGUUGACAGGUGUCCAGUUUAAUGCAGUCUUCGACA